Molecule: messenger RNA, 1590 nt
Organism: Gasterosteus aculeatus aculeatus (three-spined stickleback)
Lineage: Eukaryota; Metazoa; Chordata; Actinopteri; Perciformes; Gasterosteidae
Gene: adprh
Product: ADP-ribosylarginine hydrolase
Source: RefSeq, a predicted model, not a curated record
UGAACCCACACGAGCAAGUGACGACGCAAAGAGGAGCGAGCGGCGUUAAGCUGCGUGUGUGGCCGCCCGGGAGGGAAGGACGCGCCGCGAGGGGCCGCUGAGCCGCGCGGAGAGACGACCCGCUUCCUGCGUCCAAACAAAGCCAGAGAGCCACGUGAUGUCUGGACGCGCGGUCACGCGCCACAGGCCGGCCACAGUGGAGCACUACAAAGCGGCCAUGUUGCUGAGUGGCGCCGGCGACGCUCUGGGAUGCAGGAAUGGGCUCUGGGAGCACAAUGAGUCGGGACCAGCUAUCCAUCAGGAGCUGAGAGCGCUCGGCGGUCUGGCGAGCAUCAAGGCCGAGCCCCCCGACUGGCCGCUGAGCGCCGACACGGUUCUGCACCUGGCGACGGCUGAAGGACUCGCCACCGGGAAGGCGGGGGAGGAACUCCUGCACGAGGUGGCCGCUCGAUACGUGGAGGGCAUGAAGCACAUGGCCGGGAGGACGCCGGGGCCUUCAAGCGCUUUGGGAGUCUCCCAGCUGAAGCCCGGAGAGGACGAAGGCUUCAGAGUUCCCUACAACGCGGAGGGGACGGGCUGCGGAGCGGCCAGGAGGUCCAUGUGCAUCGGGCUCAGGUAUCCAAAGCCCCACCAGCUGCUGUCGUUGGUGGCCGUUGCCGUGGAGACGGGUAGGAUGACCCACCCUCACCCCACCGGCUUCCUGGGGGCCGUGGCGUCCGCCCUGUUCACGGCGUACGCCGUCCAGCGCAGGCCGAUCACGAGCUGGGGCCUGGGCCUGUUGAGCGAGGCCUGUCCAAUAGCCAGGAGCUUCGUUCGGGGCCGGGGCUUCGCCGCGGAGGAGGCCGAGAGAGACUGGGACGACUUCUGCGACAAGUGGCAGCGGUACCUGGAUUCGAGGGGCAUCUCCUGCGGGGUGGGGCCCGUGAUCUGGCCCUCCUCCUACGGCCCGGCGGAGAGAGACGAGGCCUACGAGGGCUUCAGCCUCUCGGGCCGGGCGGGACGCAGCGGGCACGACGCCCCGAUGAUCGCCCUGGACGCCCUGCUGGGGGCGGGUUCAGACUGGGAGGAGCUGAUGAGCAGAGCGAGCUUCCACGGAGGCGGCGGCACCGCCGCGAUCGCCUGCUGCUGCUGGGGGCUCCUCCACGGCACCCGCGGGGUCCCCGAGGGCAACCACUCCGACCUGGAGUACCGAGACCGGCUGGAGCGCAGCGCGGAGGACCUCUACGCCCUGUCGCGCUGAGGAACGAGGCCCGGCGGGACAUCGGAGCGAGCGCCCCACUGACCCAAAGAAGACGGUUCCCCCUAGUGACCGCUUUAAAUUCACACAGAAUUGCACCGCCGAGUGGAACAGAUUCAAGCUAAUGAGGGUGGGGAAAACAAUCCAAAAAUCCCCCUGGGAUGUAAUCACUUGAUUUACUUUUCAGCUUGACGUGACAUUUUAAUGAGCUUCUAAUGGAAUGUGCUCGUUAUCGUCUGAUGAAAAACAUCUUUCGGUGUGUCGUUGCGGAUGUAAGCGGCUUCACGCGUAGCAAAGCAAAACUGUAACGGCAGCACAAGAACAAGAAUAAAUUGAAACAGCUUGGAAGUUAA